AGUUCACUUUUUCCCGUUAGUUUUUACUUUUUAUCAGUUCUCGAUUAACUUUUGUUGCUGUGUUGUUAAUAAUUGUGGAAAACUAUGGCCGAAGAAGAAAAUUCUAGUAAAAGUGUACGGCAAUUAGCCGAGAGUGCAAAGCAAAAAUUGAUACCGGAGAAGUCUAAGUCAGUGUACUUAACCUCCUAUGACAAUUUUUCCACAUGGCUAAAAAACAAUUGUGCGUCGAUAACAGAAGAAACGUUAAUGGCCUAUUUUGAGCAUUUAUCGGAAACAAAAGCUUCAUCGACUUUAUGGUCGACUUACUCUAUGAUCAAAAAAAUGAUACUACAAAAUCAUGAAAUUGAUAUAAGUAAAUAUGUAAAUUUAAUAAAUUAUUUAAAAAUCGGAAACAAAAACUUUCAAAGUAAGAAAGCAAAAACUCUUACUCCUGAACAGAUUCACAAGUUUUUAUUUGAAGCCCCAGAUCUGAAACACUUAGCCACGAAGGUUGCUUUAAUACUUGGAGUAGAAGGAGCUUGCCGACGAGAAGAGCUAUACAAUAUGAAGUUACAAGAUUUUGCUGACAAUGGAUCUCGCUAUGAAAUUACACUUCCGAAGACGAAAACGAAUAUUAUUCGGAAGUUUGUUGUCGAAGGGCAAUUGUAUCACAUCGUCAAAAAUUAUGCCUCGAAACGUCCGAAAGAUGUGGCCACUCCCAGCUUUUUUUUAAAUUGGCAAAACGGAAAAUGUACGAGACAAGUCAUUGGGCUCAACAAAUUUGGCAGUAUGCCAAAAAUGGUCGCAAAAUAUUUAAAUCUUCGGGAUGCUCAUCUUUACACAGGACACUGCUUCAGGAGAACUUCCACUACCCUCCUCGCCGACGCUGGAGUCACAUUGACAACACUCAAACGGCACGCUGGAUGGAAGUCCAAUCAAGUAGCUGAAAGCUACAUUGAUGAUUCCUUGCAGGGUAAGAGGAAAAUCAGCAAAUUGAUUUCUGAUUCAAUCUUGAAUCCUUCGCACAAUGAAAAUUUGGAUGUUCCAAAUACAGCAACCUCACAUUCAAGCUCAUCGACUAUAAAUCUUCCCAAAUCGGAUAUGCUUCACAUAUCGAAUUGUCAAAAUAUUACAAUAAAUAUUAUCGGCGAAACUAAAAAUAACGAUUGAUAUUGUCAGCGAAGUAAAAAAAAUGAAUAUUUUGUAUUUCAGUCUACGUUCCAAAGCAUAAAAUUAACCAAAAAGAAAUAAUUGCUUAAGAUUACUUAUUGUUUUACUUUUUAAGAAUUAUUUUGUAUAUAAGAAUAUUUUGUAUUUCAGUCUA
Messenger RNA from Leptopilina boulardi, 1303 nucleotides. RefSeq lists its product as uncharacterized. The record is from RefSeq and is a predicted model, not a curated record. Lineage: Eukaryota; Metazoa; Arthropoda; Insecta; Hymenoptera; Figitidae. Bases 85 to 1149 code for a protein of 354 amino acids. Gene Ontology annotation, molecular function: DNA binding. Gene Ontology annotation, biological process: DNA recombination; DNA integration. The transcript is spliced from 2 exons.